Molecule: messenger RNA, 1184 nt
Organism: Fopius arisanus
Lineage: Eukaryota; Metazoa; Arthropoda; Insecta; Hymenoptera; Braconidae
Gene: rdgBbeta
Product: cytoplasmic phosphatidylinositol transfer protein 1
Exons: 2
Coding region: 176-1045 (289 amino acids)
Biological process (GO): phospholipid transport
Cellular component (GO): cytoplasm
Molecular function (GO): phosphatidylinositol transfer activity; phosphatidylinositol binding
Source: RefSeq, a predicted model, not a curated record
CUUCAUAAUGGUCGAUUGUUUUGUCUCCGGCGAGAAUUCCUCAUCCACGACUUCCCCAGGAAUUCAUGAUUUCAAAGAAAAAGUUAUUGUUAGUGAAUAAAAAAUAGAGACACCCACUCCAAAAAAUAUCUGAAAUUAAUAACUAAAAAAAUAGAUAAGUCCUGAAGUCCUCAGGAUGGUCUUCACCAAGGAGUACAGGAUAUGCAUGCCUCUGACUGUUGAAGAGUAUCGGGUGGGACAGCUCUACAUGAUCGCGAGACACAGUCAUGAGCAGUCAGAUGCUGAUGAAGGAGUUGAAGUCGUGGAGAAUUCUGAAUGUGUGGAUCCAGUUCAUGGGAGAGGACAGUACACAGAAAAAAGAAUUCAUCUGUCCAGUAAAUUGCCUUAUUGGAUUCAAGCCCUCAUUCCUAGAAUAUUUUACGUGACAGAGAAGGCGUGGAACUACUAUCCCUUCACCAUAACAGAAUACACUUGUUCAUUUCUCCCAAAAUUUCAAAUAUCCAUCAAAACACGGUACGAGGACAACAACGGAUCAACAGAAAACUGUCUAGGAAUAACACCAGUGGAAUUGGUACAGCGAGAUGUUGACUUCAUCGAUAUAGCGUAUGAUGAACUGUCGGCGAAGCAUUACAAAGAGGAAGAGGAUCCCAAGUUUUUUCAGUCGAAAAAAACUGGGCGAGGACCACUCGUGGAAGGCUGGCGUGACACUACAAAUCCCAUAAUGUGUUCCUAUAAACUUGUGGAUGCGUCCUUUGAGGUCUGGGGAUUGCAGACACGUGUUGAGGAUUUUAUUCACAAGUGUAUCAGGGAUAUUCUUCUUCUUGGACAUCGCCAGGCCUUCGCCUGGAUCGACCAGUGGGUCGAGAUGUCCAUCGAAGACGUUCGAGAGUACGAAAAAAAAAUGCAUGCAGCCACUAAUGAAAAAAUUCAGAUUAAAAAUGAUGAGACAAUUCAAUCAUCACCAGGUACUCCACUCGGAUCAACUCCAUCAUCUCCUAAGAGUCCUAAUGAUUCUGCUAAUCGCUCUUGGUUCUCUUGGUCGUAACUACGAAAUUUAAUCAUUAUUACUAGUGAUUAUCGCUUAGAUCGUCCGAAUUAUUUGUCUAGUGUAAAUAAUUUAAUUAGAAUUUUGGGAUUAGUCAUCACAAAAUUCAUAAUUAAUUAUAAAUAGUUGAGCAAAUCAA